GCAGGAAACGGCGGGAGCGGGGCGGCGGGGAUGGCGGGGCCCGGUUGGGGCCCCCCGCGGCUGGACGGCUUCAUCCUCACCGAGCGCCUGGGCAGUGGCACGUACGCCACAGUGUACAAAGCCUACGCCAAGGUCUUAAACACAAACACACGCCCACGCAGCCCUGUUUUCUCCGGAGAGGCCGAUGGAGACCUCGGUGGAGCUCGGUGUCACUGGCCGAAGAACAGGCGCAAAACAGAAGGACACUCGUGAGGUGGUAGCCAUAAAGUGCGUGGCCAAGAAGAGUCUGAACAAGGCAUCCGUGGAGAAUCUACUGACAGAGAUUGAGAUCCUCAAGGGCAUUCGACACCCCCACAUUGUACAGCUGAAAGACUUCCAGUGGGACAGCGACAACAUCUACCUCAUCAUGGAGUUCUGUGCAGGGGGUGACCUGUCUCGCUUCAUUCAUACCCGCAGGAUUCUGCCUGAGAAGGUGGCUCGUGUCUUCAUGCAGCAGUUGGCUAGUGCCUUGCAGUUCCUGCAUGAACGGAAUAUCUCUCACCUGGAUCUGAAGCCACAGAACAUUCUGCUGAGCUCCUUAGAGAAGCCCCACCUUAAAUUGGCAGACUUCGGCUUCGCACAGCACAUGUCCCCCUGGGACGAGAAGCAUGUACUGCGUGGCUCCCCUCUCUACAUGGCCCCUGAGAUGGUGUGUCAGCGGCAGUACGACGCCCGUGUGGACCUCUGGUCCGUGGGGGUCAUCCUGUACGAAGCCCUCUUCGGGCAGCCCCCCUUUGCCUCCAGGUCGUUUGCGGAGCUGGAAGAGAAGAUCCGGAGCAACCGGGUUAUCGAGCUCCCCCUGCGGCCCCCGCUCUCCCGAGACUGCCGGGACCUGCUGCAGAGGCUCCUAGAGCGGGACCCCAACCGUCGCAUCUCCUUCCAGGACUUCUUCGCCCACCCCUGGGUGGACCUGGAGCAUGUGCCCAGUGGGGAGAGCCUGGCACGAGCGACCGCCCUCGUGGUGCAGGCAGUGAAGAAGGACCAGGACGGGGACGCCGCGGCCGCUCUGUCUCUCUACUGCAAAGCUCUGGACUUCUUCGUGCCCGCCCUGCACUAUGAAGUGGAUGCUCAGCGGAAGGAGGCAAUUAAGGCAAAGGUGGGGCAGUACGUGUCCCGGGCUGAGGAGCUCAAAGCCAUCGUCUCCUCCUCCAAUCAGGCCCUGCUGAGGCAGGGGACCUCGGCCCGAGACCUGCUCAGAGAGAUGGCCCGAGACAAACCUCGCCUCCUCGCUGCCCUGGACGUGGCUUCGGCUGCCAUGGCCAAGGAGGAGGAAGCUGGUGGGGAGCAGGAUGCCCUGGACCUGUACCAGCACGGCCUGGGGGAGUUAUUGGUGCUGCUGGCAGCGGAGCCCCCAGGCCGGAGGCGGGAACUGCUUCACGCUGAGGUUCAGAACCUCAUGGCUCGAGCUGAAUACCUGAAGGAACAGGUCAAGAUGAGGGAGUCCCGCUGGGCAGCCGAGAGCCUGGACAAAGAGGGGCUGUCGGAGUCUGUUCGUAGCUCUUGCACCCUGCAGUAACCCCAGAAGGAUGACUGGACAGACCAUAAGCCACCUGAAAUGGGGGACACACUCACCUAGACUGAUGCCCAGAAUUCUGUGGUCUUCUGCAGUGCUGUGGAACAGGCUUCCUGGAUGGGCAACUCUGCGACCCCCCACAUCCGAGGAUCCCCAGGUCCGACCCUCAGGAUACUCUGCACUUCCCAGACCCUGAAGGCCCGUGUUUGUGUUGGGAACACUCGGCCUUGGCCCCUGAGGAAAGGGGAGCAGGACUCUGGGAGAAGUUUCCUUCAUAUGACUUCUGUUAUUUGGUGGUUGCUGGACCCUGAGCCUGUCACUUCUGGGGUAUCGGGCUUCUGUUUUUGUUCUGGAAACAGGACAGGGAGCCCUCUGCUCUUGCCCUUCUCUGUCAGCAGGCAGCUGUGCCUGUGCCCACCCCUGCCCUUCCUGGGAGCCCUUAUUGCAACUCCCUUCACUCCUUGCACUGGAAUGGGGCUCUCCAAGACCCCUCAGGGACCACCCACCCCGCGGUAUGCACCCCACAGAGCUCACCAGUCUUCCUGGGAGCUGACCCCUGCCCACCCUCUCAAUAUUUUAAGAUAAUCCUUCAGACGUGAAAAUAAUGUACUUCGUAUGGGUGGGGCAAAUUUAAGAAAGCCAUGCCUUGUUCCUGCUCUGGCCCAGGGGGCACGAGGGGAGGGGUCCUCAGCCUUCAUCCUUGGCCCCUACUAGCCACAGAGCUGGUUCUGGCCUGGAAGGGGCCCGCAUGGGGGCUGCCUGACCCAUCAGGCUGCAGAGGACCCGGCGAUCCAGGAGGUCUGAUGUUGCUGCUACCCCAGUGUGUGACCCUGGGUGCAUCCCUUCCCUUUUCUGGGCCUGGAUCCGCCCAUCUCUCUAAUGGCGCUGUUAAUACCUCCUCAGCUCGCCACGUGAGCUAAGUGACUUUAAUCUGGAGAAGAAUGUACACACGUGGAGUUACUUGGGGGAUUCUUUUUAAAAAGUGUACAAGGGUGUUGACGAUCUCUAACCUUUGUGCCCUUCAGUGCCUCCUUGGGGCAAGAGGAGUCUGUCUUCCUUGCAGGAGGCUAGGUGUAAAGAAUAUAAUUCAUGGUUUCUCUAUUAAAUUAUUUUCUGAA
Prionailurus viverrinus (fishing cat) is the source of this 2670-nucleotide messenger RNA. RefSeq names its product unc-51 like kinase 3 (gene ULK3). Bases 185 to 1555 code for a protein of 456 amino acids. Gene Ontology annotation, biological process: protein autophosphorylation; autophagy; peptidyl-serine phosphorylation. Gene Ontology annotation, molecular function: ATP binding; protein serine/threonine kinase activity. Gene Ontology annotation, cellular component: autophagosome; cytoplasm. The record is from RefSeq and is a predicted model, not a curated record. The transcript is spliced from 17 exons. NCBI's taxonomy places the organism in Eukaryota, Metazoa, Chordata, Mammalia, Carnivora, Felidae.